CCGGGUGAUAAUCUCCACGAAGGUUGAUAUGGGCUGACCUCGGUCCACAGUGCAGAUGACAUACAUAUGUAUGUAUAAUCCGCAACCGCAACGUGAUCUGCAUCGUGGAAUAUUAAAGGUCGACAACAAAUUUGUAGUAACAGAACCAUCGCUGAAAGGUACAUUCCACAAGAGUUGGUGAAAAGCUUUGGAAACGGUAGCUCGUCCGUCCAGAGGUUAAACUAAUGAUAAAGAAUCACGUAAAGAACAUCGAAUCAUAGAUAUAUAAUAUCUACGAUCGUAUCGUCACCGAAGAAAUACCACGAUCUUAUACACUUGAAUACCUGGGAUACCGUGUGCGUAGUACCUAUUUUGUUACAUUAUCGUGACAGAAACAGAAUGGUAUGAUUUACGCCAAAGGACAUCUACGGGGAUUAAAUUCAGUUGUUUUCAGAAAUAACAACAUUCCUAGCAUACAAAAUGCGUGUCAGAAAGACAUUGGCUGUCUUUGGGGCAGGAUUGGUCUUUGCAGGGUGCAUCAUGCUCUACUUGAUGAUGGAUUUGGCGUUAUUUCCAAAUGAUCAUGGAACAAAACUACCCCUCAAAGAUAGUCAGUGGCUACAUUUUGAAAAUAGACUGUCCAAGUUGGAAAAAGACUUCAUUCAACAUCAUGAAGCUAUGAAUGCAUUGCAAAGUGCAGCUCAAUCUAAAGAUAUGGUCAUACACAAACGAGACAUGGAACAUCAUGAGGAAAUGGAAAUAAAAUCUCCAUUUUCCAACAAAAUGAAUGGAGGCAUUAUUGACCAAACAUGCAGUUUUUCACCUCGGAAGGUCCCAGAGGUUGACAUUCAAAUGUUAGACGUUUAUAACAAACUGAAGUUUGACAAUCCUUAUGGUGGAGUAUGGAAGCAAGGCUGGGACAUUGUAUAUGACGAAAAACAAUGGCAUCCUACACGAAAGCUCAAAGUUUUUGUUAUGCCGCACUCUCACAAUGACCCAGGUUGGCUGAAGACUUUUGAAAAGUACUAUGAGACAGAAACCCGUGACAUACUCAACAAUUUAGUGGUUAAACUAGCUGAAGAUCAGAGGCGUAAAUUUAUCUGGGCUGAGAUAUCGUUUCUCCAACUCUGGUGGGAUGAACAAAUCACAAGAAGGCAAGACGAGUUGAGACGGCUAGUCCACGAUGGACAGUUGGAAAUUGUUAGCGGAGGUUGGGUGAUGCCCGAUGAAUCGAGUUCACACUGGUUGGCUCAGCUCACGCAAUUAACCGAAGGCCAUCAUUGGCUCAAAAAUAAUUUAGAUUUUGUCCCGAAGUCAGGAUGGACAAUCGAUCCAUUUGGUUUAUCACCUACGAUGCCUUAUUUGUACAAGGGUGCUGGUAUGGACAAUCUAUUGAUACAGAGAGUACACUACGCAAUCAAAAAACAUUUUGCCAAGGAGAAACAGCUAGAAUUCCGGUGGAGACAACUGUGGGAUGGAGAUGGCACCUCUGAAUUCUUUACACACAUGAUGCCGUUCUAUAGCUACGAUGUACCCCACACCUGCGGACCUGAUCCCCGAAUAUGUUGCCAGUUUGACUUUAAGCGUCUCCCUAAUUACGGUCCACCUUGCCCUUGGAGAGUUCCCCCACAAAACAUCACUCGUAAUAAUGUACCGGAAAGAGCCUUGCUCUUGUUGGACCAAUAUCGUAAAAAGGCACAGCUAUACAAGACUAAUGCAUUGCUCAUACCAUUGGGUGAUGACUUUCGAUAUAAUCAUGGUACAGAAUGGGAUGCUCAGUAUCACAAUUACCAAAGGCUUUUUGAUUAUAUGAACUCCAACAAAGAACUGAAUGUCCAAAUUCAAUUUGGGACCCUGAGCGACUACUUUAAGGCGGUGAAAGACGAACUAGCCACAGAGAAGUUUCCAAGCUUAUCUGGAGACUUCUUCACUUAUGCAGACAGAGAGAAUCACUAUUGGAGUGGAUAUUAUACUUCGAGGCCAUUUCACAAGAGAUUGGACCGUGUAUUACUGAGUUCCCUAAGAGCUUCGGAGGCUAUGGCUGCUACAGCCUGGGUCCAAGGCAGCGAUCAAUUAGCUGAAGGCGCUAUGUUGGAAAGGCUCCAAAAUGCCAGGAGGUGGCACUCCUUGUUUCAACAUCACGAUGGCAUAGCGGGAACAGCUAGAGAACAUGUGGUUGUUGAUUAUGCUGAAAAAAUGAUAUCGGCAUUGAAAGAUAGUGAAUACGUGCUGCAACAGUCUGCAAUGUAUCUGUUAAAAAGUCAGAAAGAAUCAGUGAUUGACUCUAAGGCCACCUACUUUUCUUUGGAUGAAUCCAGAUCACAUCACACAAGCCCUGGUGAUAAACGUCUGCUCACCUUUGGCGGGGAUAAGCUCUCGAGGAGGGUGAUCUUUUACAAUCCGCUACCCCGACAGAGGACUAAGAUUCAAACAUUGACUGUAUCGAUACCAUAUGUUAAAGUGACCAAUCGGCUUGGUCAUUCGAUUCGAUGUCAGAUAUCUCCAGUUUGGGCCGAAGUAGCAACAUUAUCUGCUGCCAAGUUUGAGUUAUCCUUUGAAGUUACUGUGCCUGGUCUGGGAAUAAGCACGUAUUUGAUCCAUGCCCUCACCGACACAACUUUACCGCCGCUGGUUCAUAUUGCGAACGUCACUUUGUACAAUGUCCGAGCUCCACCUUCACCCGUACCGGGCUUUGCUCACCUGCGAGUAAUUCAAAAGAAACAAGAAUUUUCUAUCCAACGAACUGCGGAGGUUGCCGCCUCAUUCACAGAAUCAGGACUUCUGAAAGCGAUGCGUGUCAGCAAUACUACGGUGCCGAUCCAUCUAGAGUUCGUAAAAUAUGGAACAACAGCCUCUGGGGAUCAAAGUGGGGCUUAUCUGUUUUUGCCAGAUAGACCAGACCCUGUUCCAAUUUCUGUGCCACCCACGACAGUUGUACACGUGGUAGAAGGACCACUGUUAUCGAGGGUGUACCUCGAAUUGCCUCACCUUUUGCACACUUGUACGCUGUUCAAUUCCCCCGGUAGCGACGGACUUGGUCUUCAUAUUCAAAAUGAAGUGGAUAUUUCGGAAACACAUAACUUUGAGCUUGCUAUGAGAUUAAAUACAGAUAUUUCGUCCAGAGAUCAAUUCUUCACCGACCUCAAUGGGCUUAAUAUGAUAAGGCGACAGAGAUUUCCUAAGCUACCUACGCAGGGAAAUUAUUAUCCUCUACCAACAGCUGUAUACAUCGAAGACCAAAGAAUGAGACUGACAGUAACGACAGCACAGCCACUGGGUGUUGCUUCCAUGGGUACAGGUCAAAUCGAGAUAAUGCAAGACCGGCGGCUUAUGCAAGAUGACAAUCGUGGAUUGCAUCAACCAGUAUCAGACAACCUUCUCACCAAUCAUAUGUUCACUCUGGUAUUAGAAAGACGAAGUUCAUCUUGUCUCGAAAAUACAACAGCUCCUAACCAUCCAGCGGGCACAUUGUCCUUGGCAGGUCAUUUAGCUUCGCAAGAACUGCUACAUCCGAUAUUGGCACUUCAUCCCUCUGAUAGCACAUCGAAAGAAUUGCAUCCAGAGCUAUCGCCGUUACAUGCCGAGUUCCCAGUGGACAUAAACGUAGCCAGUCUCAGGGUUUUUCCAGUUCCUGAGGGUGCGGACAAGGGCAUGGGACUAGUGCUACACAGACAGGCCUUGGAUCUUUGCUGGGGUGAAAAGUCCAUGAUGCAGAGAUUCCAAGUAUCAAAUAAUGGAAAAGUUGAUUUGAGCAAGUUCUUAGGAAAUAUGGAAGACUGGACGAUGAGUGAAGCUCCACUAACGUUUAUUAGCAUCGGACCCUCUCUUAAAUCUCCGAUUGUCCAUUUGUGUCAACAUCAAAUUUUGUCCAUAUUAAUGCAUAGAGCGCAGUCUUAAGACACGAAUGCAUUAGUUGGGGAGCCGUUGUCAUACUAACACAUAUAAGAACGUUUAAACGGAUGCACUUAUACAUGAGUUGACCGAAGUACCAAUCAUUGUGAGUCAUUGGGUUUGAGCCUAAAAAAUCAGUCCAGUGCAUUUUGGUUGGCGUUAGGGUAAACGAGAGAUAAGUUGAGCUUGCUGAGGAUGAUGUAGUGCAAGUUUUCUCUAGUAUCCGGCGUUGUGCUGUCCAGACCAUACCUAAAACAAUGGUAGUUGUAUAUUAUACUCAGAUUCAGGGUCAAGUCUUUCAUUUUGAAUAUAUGUAUUUAAUUGUA
Molecule: messenger RNA, 4196 nt
Organism: Athalia rosae (coleseed sawfly)
Lineage: Eukaryota; Metazoa; Arthropoda; Insecta; Hymenoptera; Athaliidae
Gene: alpha-Man-IIa
Product: alpha-mannosidase 2
Exons: 7
Coding region: 460-3876 (1138 amino acids)
Biological process (GO): N-glycan processing; mannose metabolic process; protein deglycosylation
Cellular component (GO): Golgi membrane
Molecular function (GO): carbohydrate binding; alpha-mannosidase activity
Source: RefSeq, a predicted model, not a curated record